CUUUGCGUACGUGUACUUUUGCGAGUCCGUUUCCUAGUGUCGCCGCGGAUAUUCGUCUGCUGCCGGUGUGCAAUAUACAAUAUUAAAUUUACAACCGCAAACCGGGUAGGUGGUAAUCCUAUCGACGACCGCGUAAACCCGUACACGGAACCGCGACGACGAUAUUUUCUGUUGGCAGUUCGUUGUUGUGAACUAAAUGCGCCGAAGACGUUAUUUUGUUUCAGCUAUAUUGUUAUAGUAAUUAUUAUCAUCAUACAGAUAAAAUAACUCGGUGAGUGGUAGUCGCGCAUCAAUUCAAUGGCCGAUAUCAAGUACAAAUUCGAAGCCGUGAUGAUCGUCUCCAGCAUUUUCAUGUUACUGACCAUGUACGAACUGCCGGUGGCCAGUUACUUCAAAUCUAUUAUAUAUUACAGGUGUUUCCAACAAACUGCCGUUCAACUGUUGGUGCCUUUGGUCUUUCAAACACUUAUACCUACAUACAACGAUGGCGACGAGGAUGAUGGGUCAACGCUGUUUUGGAUUUUAGACUUCAUCGAAUACUCGAUGUAUUUCACAACUGUAUACCUCGUCAAGAGAGUAAUAAAUUUGUUGGACUUGUUUUGACAACGUAAUAAACGUAUUACGAUAAAUGACUAUACCUACCUGCACUGUGCACUUAGGAAAGUUUUGCCGUGCGAGAAAUUGUUGGACAUAAUAAUAUAAGGUGGUACAUAAAUCACAAUAAAAUUUCGUUUUUA
Metopolophium dirhodum (rose-grain aphid) is the source of this 737-nucleotide messenger RNA. RefSeq lists its product as uncharacterized. Bases 298 to 603 code for a protein of 101 amino acids. The transcript is spliced from 3 exons. The record is from RefSeq and is a predicted model, not a curated record. Lineage: Eukaryota; Metazoa; Arthropoda; Insecta; Hemiptera; Aphididae.